GUCCUCGCCCAGACGACGACCGACUGCAACCCCCUCAACUCGACAUGUCCUGACGACCCGGCAUUGGGCACCACCUUCUCCAGCACAUUCAAUGGCUCUAUGAGCGAAUUCGACCCGGCCUUCUGGAAUGUCACAGCAGGAACGUCGCUCAUCAGUUUCGGCGACGAUGGCGUGGAAAUGGCUUUGCAGAAAGAUACCGACUCCGUGACGGUCAAGUCGAACUUUUACAUCUUCUGGGGUCAGGCAGAGAUUCUGUUCAAGGCCGCGAAAGGUACCGGCAUCAUCUCGACCAUGAUUCUGCUUUCGGAUGAUCUGGACGAAGUUGAUUGGGAAAUCAAGGGUGGUAACACGACGACUGUGAGCAACAACUAUUAUGGAUGGGGCAAUGUUUCGCAAUACAACUCUGAAUACCCUACUAUCGAUACUCCAGCUAUGGAUGAUUACCACAACUACACCAUUGACUGGACGCAGGAGAGGAUCCAGUACAUCAUCAAUGGCAAUGUCGUACGCACGGUAGGAUAUCAGGAGCCAGGCGAAUACCCGCAAACUCCCAGCCGCGUGCAGUUCGGAGUCUGGUGUGGUGGAUGCUCAAAGGCGAAAGGUACUGUGGAGUGGGCAGGUGGAAAGACCGAUUUCGAUGAGGCACCAUUUACCAUGACCGUCAAGUCCAUUCGCAUCACCGACGGCACGACCAACUCAAGUGUCUAUUCCUACGGCGACCACACAGGCUCCUACCAAAGCAUUAAAGUCACAGACGGCGAAUCAGACGCCUACAAAGCCAUCAACAAGAAAUCUCAUUUCCAAUCUGCCGAACAAAAGUGGAACGGCCUCUCAACCGGCGCCAAAAUCGGCAUUGCAUGCGGUGUCCUCGGAGCUUUCGCCAUCGCACUCAUCGCGUUCACGUUCUACUGCUGCGCUCAACGCAAGAAGGGACGAGCGGAGAAAGAAGCCCACGACAAAGAAUGGGAGCAGCAAGAAAACGAACUC
Pseudocercospora fijiensis CIRAD86 is the source of this 987-nucleotide messenger RNA. Its product is annotated as glycoside hydrolase family 16 protein. Gene Ontology annotation, biological process: carbohydrate metabolic process; fungal-type cell wall organization. Gene Ontology annotation, molecular function: hydrolase activity, hydrolyzing O-glycosyl compounds; glycosyltransferase activity. The annotation marks the transcript as partial. The record is from RefSeq and is a predicted model, not a curated record. Gene Ontology annotation, cellular component: fungal-type cell wall. The transcript has 2 exons. NCBI's taxonomy places the organism in Eukaryota, Fungi, Ascomycota, Dothideomycetes, Mycosphaerellales, Mycosphaerellaceae.